UUUGAUCUUGUAUGUGAGCAUAAAAUGGCUCGCUCUCAUGCACGUAUGAUACUGAUGGGUGGACUGCUUAUUGGAGCAAUAGGAACUGGAGUAGUUGCAGAUACAAUAGGACGCAAACUGGCACUAAUGGCCAUGAUCGCUCUACAAUGCUGUUCUGCAAUUGGUGUUGCAUUUACGGACUCAUUUGUUUUGUAUGUAAUCCUGCGAUUCAUCACUGGCAUCUCAGUCAGUGGGCUCUUCUUGGCUGUCUUUGUGCUAGGAAUGGAGUUGGUUGGACCUUCUAAGAGAAUGUUUGUGGGCAUCUUGGUGAACAUUUUCUGGUCGCUAGGAGUUAUGUUUCUUGGAGGCAUUGCUUACUUCAUCAGAGACUGGAAUUAUCUACAAAUGGCUUUGUCUUUCCCUUCACUACUUCUCUUCACUUAUUGGUGGCUGAUCCCUGAGUCACCAAGAUGGCUUUUAGCUCGUGGACGAGAUGAAGAAGCUGAAAUUAUCAUCCGACAUGCUGCAAGGGUUAAUGGUGUGACUGUUCCUGAAAAGCUUUUUGAUGGUAUCACAUUUGAUGAAGCUUACAGACGUGAAUCCCUCUGUCGUAUCUUCACAGCACCAAGGUACCUGCUGAGACUAGCUAUUUUAUGCUAUAACUGGCUUGCUGCAGCAAUGGUGUUUUAUGGCCUCAGUUUAAAUUCUGGAAACUUGGCAGGCAAUAUCUACAUCAACUUUGAGUUAAUGGGACUGGUGGAAAUCAUAGCUUACAUUAUCUGUCUGGCACUGUUGAACAGAGUUGGCAGAAAGAUUGUACAUAUCACAUGCAUGAUUGUUGGAGGAGGGGCCUGUCUCAGUACUAUCUUUAUUGUACUCUUUGCUAAUGAAUCUCUUCAGUGGAUUAAUAUUGUGCUUGCUCUAAUUGGCAAAUGUGGGGCUGCAGCAGCAUUUGCUAUUGUGUAUAUCUACUCGGCUGAACUGUUCCCAACGGUCCUUCGCAACUCUCUCAUGGGUGUCGUCUGUCUUUUUGCCAGGUUGGGUGGCAUGGUUUCCCCUUAUGUUGCUGACCUGAGUUCUAUUGUGGAGAGUAAAUUUGGUCAAGCUAUUCCUCUGACUGUGUUUGGGGCAUCUACAAUUAUUGGUGGACUCUUGUGUAUACUGUUGCCUGAGACACUAAACAGACACCUGCCUGAAACUCUGGAGGAUGCUAUCAAUUUAGGAAGAAAUGAUAAUCAUAGUAACAGCAAAAACCAGGAAGGAAUGGACGACUGCAUUAAAGAUAUCUCAGCAGAAGAAAGCAAAUGUCUAACUCAGAGUGCUGAUGGCUUUCUGGGUAAUGUUAAAGAAACCACAUUUAGUGAUGUGACUGCAAGCAGUGAAGCCAAACAACUUAUCCAUGUGUAA
Candidula unifasciata is the source of this 1386-nucleotide messenger RNA. The record is from the annotation of a GenBank genome assembly. Lineage: Eukaryota; Metazoa; Mollusca; Gastropoda; Stylommatophora; Geomitridae.